This is a messenger RNA of Macrobrachium nipponense, 1941 nucleotides long. Its product is annotated as homeobox protein MSX-2-like. The coding region runs from base 395 to 1444 and encodes 349 amino acids. Gene Ontology annotation, cellular component: nucleus. Gene Ontology annotation, molecular function: DNA-binding transcription factor activity, RNA polymerase II-specific; RNA polymerase II transcription regulatory region sequence-specific DNA binding. The transcript is spliced from 2 exons. The record is from RefSeq and is a predicted model, not a curated record. Gene Ontology annotation, biological process: regulation of transcription by RNA polymerase II; embryonic morphogenesis. NCBI's taxonomy places the organism in Eukaryota, Metazoa, Arthropoda, Malacostraca, Decapoda, Palaemonidae.
UCGGAUGCUGGUCUGCGAUAAGUGCCAGUCUGUGGUGGACGGUCUAUAGUCGACCACAUGAAACUUGACGCUCUUCGGUGUUUACAGGAUGUGCUUAAGCUGUAAUGAUUCGUAAUAGAAGACUUCGCGCCACGCCGUUUCACCUUGCACAGUGCUCCAAAGGCUCUAUCUGGUGCCUAUGAUAGGUCUAGAAUGACAAGUCUGUUAUACAGCAACUCGCUUCAUUUUUCUGAAGAGUAAGACAGUCAAUAUAACAGUAAUCAAUGAGUGACUUUAGUGUGAAGAAGAUAUCUGAUUUACUAACUGUGCCGUAUUGCCAACACUCUCUCAACGCAGUCGGAGGGAGCUGCAGCAGCGUUGUCAUCGUCAGCCAGCAGCCGCCUUUAACUGCACCAUGUCCGGGGCGACGGUGAACACAGGAGGAGGAGGAGGAGGAGGAGGGGGAGGAGGCGGCGGCGGCGGCGGCGGCGGCGUCGGCGAGAAGCCCCAGUCGGCUUUCAGCGCCGUCAUCAGGAAAAGUUUCUCCUCUUUCUCAGUCGAUUCCAUCCUCAGCAGCGCCGGCGGAAACCGCCUCACAGACGAUGUCUCCGAAAGUGACCACCGCAGAAGUCCCCGCGGAAGCCCUCAAAGGGAUUGCUCAGGAUCAACCCACGCCGCCGAAUUCCUUCUGCGGGACACUGACCGCGGGAGUGACUCCUACAAGAAGACCGAUCUCCCACCCGACCGCUCGUCCUCUCCGACGUCCCCGGGAGGCUGCGACAACGACCGCGACGACGACGAGGACGAAGACAUUCACGUCGACACCGACACGGAGGACGAGAAAGAGAGGGAGAGUGAGCGUCCGCAGCCGAUCAUCAGGCCGACGGCUCUAGGACCCUUGCAGGAUCCUCGCCUGGCCGGACUGGGCCACACGGGGCCACCGCAUCCGCACUCACUCUUACCACCACACCUCCAGGCAGGACUCUGGCCGUCGCUGCCCCUUCUGCAUCAUCAGCUGUCCCUCCGAACACUCGCAAAGACUCCAGAGCCGCCCCGCUUCCAGGGUCCGAUGAAAGUGAACCUGAGGAAGCACAAGCCGAACAGGAAGCCGCGGACGCCCUUCACGACGCAGCAACUUCUCGCCCUGGAGAAGAAGUUCCGUGAGAAGCAAUACCUGAGCAUCGCCGAAAGAGCCGAAUUUUCGGCGUCUCUCAACCUCACCGAGACUCAAGUCAAAAUCUGGUUCCAAAACCGACGGGCGAAAGAUAAGAGGCUGAAGGAAUCGGAGAUGGAGAGGCUGCGACUGGCCUCCGAGCCCUUCGUGCCUCCCAAUCCCUUCUUGCCGCCGGCGUCCCUCCUCCCGCCCUUCCUGCUCAACAGUCCCUUCGUCCAGGGAGGACUGCGGCCGCCUGUGGGGCCGCCAGCAGUGCCUCCGCCUACCUCCUCGCCGCCUACGUCGCAUUGAAGAACUCCCUUUUCCUGUCUUCCCCGGCCAUGUCCUGCCGCCUACUUCAGCUACAAAACUCUGCAGGUGUGUCAGACUCCUUUAUCGGGGUCUCAUCCGUCAACUUCUCCUUCACAGAACAUUAAUCCUUGAUCCGUGAUACAGCGGCAGUUGUUGAAAGCAGGGCGCCUCUAGGCGCCACCCCUCCCCCCACCCCCGUACUCACUUCCUGGCUGCAAUCCUAGGUCAUAGCAACAAGGGGUCUCUUCUCAUUUACCGAUCUGAAAAUAUCUACGAUUGUCGCAGUGAUAACUGGGUGGAGCCUUCGGGCUUUUCUCGUUCCAGAUUAAUUAUUUCCAAUUUAAUUUCAUGAUAAUCUUCAAGUGUUUAUAUUAACUAUUCAAUCAGUUAUAUAAGACCCGCACAUCUCACUGUGAUUCAUGAUAUAGAUAUAUAUAAAUAUAUAUAUAUAUAUAUAUAUAUAUAGAUAUAUAUAUAUAUAUAUAUAUACAUAUAUA